CACCUUCCCCAGCUACGGCACAUCUCUUAGCGGAACUGCCAGGCUAAAUAACAGAGCUAGUUCCUUGUAGAAACAAGUGAACUGACCACCAUAAACAGUGGGAUUUCAUUUAUGUUUAGAACUGUUCUCUGCUCUUUUAGGUCUGCCUCUGUAUUACAGAGCGGGGAAACUAACAUUCUUGAUUCUCUUUGGGAUUUUGACUCAUGCAGCAUUAAUCUAGAUUAGUGGAGAUAGAUCUGCUUACAAGAGUGGCAAUAUGGGGUCUGAUGAGGCCUACAACUUUGUUUUCAAAGUGGUUCUUAUUGGAGAAUCUGGUGUUGGCAAGAGCAACUUGCUGUCACGGUUCACCAAGAAUGAAUUUAGUCAUGACAGCCGGACGACCAUCGGAGUGGAGUUCAGCACAAGAACUGUCAACCUAAAUGGUCUCACCAUCAAAGCUCAGAUCUGGGACACUGCCGGACUGGAGCGGUACCGGGCCAUCACUUCUGCAUAUUAUCGAGGAGCAGUUGGAGCCCUACUUAUCUACGACAUUUCAAAGCACUUGACGUAUGAAAGUGCCGAGCGCUGGUUGAAGGAACUCUACGAUCACGCAGAUGCUCAUAUCGUAGUGAUGCUUGUGGGCAAUAAAUCGGACCUGGAAGCAGUACGGUCGGUUCCAACAGAGGACGCAAGGGACUUUGCAGAAAAGAAUGGUCUACUGUUUAUGGAAACCUCAGCUUUGGAGUCAGUAAAUGUUGAGGCAGCAUUCAACACUGUGCUUUCAGAAAUCCAUAAAAAGGUGAGUAGCAAAGAAGUGACCCGAGGCUCUAUCAAUGCUGUGACGUUGUCCCAACCUAAUGCCCCAGCAGAAGACACACAGGAGAAGAAGGCCUGCUGCAAGAACAUGUGAAAGAACCACAUUCUGGAUGUUCAGAGGCUCUUCACAAGGGUCAUAAUGGAGUUGUGAAUUCAGCUUGUACUGCAGUAGAGAUAUUAUUAAGAAAGAACCAUGGUAAAAAGCUAAAGGAAAUCAAUUUCAUUGACUGACAUAGCCAUAUUUGUAUUCCUAAUAUUAGACAUUUUGAUAUGUCAAGUUUUACAAUAAUUCAUGUUAAUUUUACAUCAUAUUAAAAUGUCUUAAUUAAAAAAAUAUUUCCCCUAUAUAUGUUUCCUCUUAGUAUAGGAUAUUUUUGUUUGUAUUAUUUUAGAAAUAUCAAGCCAAACUUUUUUUUUUGACUUGCAUUAGAUGCUUUUAUCCAAGGUGACAAAUGAGGAAUACAACCAGCAUUUCGUCAUACUAAACUUGUUGAUAUCAAUACUGGAGAAAUAACUUUAUCACUUUCCGUUUACACUUUUUUUUCAUAUUAGUUUUUAAUUUGAUUAAUUUAACACGCCUAAUGAAGAUAAAAAACAUAACUUAUUUCCAUUAUUUAAGACUGGUCAGCACUAAAUCAAUAUUUUAUGCUAUUAAAAAAUAUAUAAAAUAUGUAUAUAGCCUAAGCAAAGUGCUGAUUUUUAUCUUCAUUAUUUGUAAUGAAUGCUUGACAUUUUAGCAUAUUGUUAUCAUCAUUAUGAUAGUAUGAUCACUGAUUGUGAUGUUAUCAAUUGCUGUUGUUGAAGCUAAAAAGAAAAUAUAUCCAGUAUGUAAUUUUCCAAUAAUAAUUAAAGCAG
This is a messenger RNA of Pimephales promelas (fathead minnow), 1650 nucleotides long. RefSeq names its product RAB25, member RAS oncogene family b (gene rab25b). Lineage: Eukaryota; Metazoa; Chordata; Actinopteri; Cypriniformes; Leuciscidae. The record is from RefSeq and is a predicted model, not a curated record. Gene Ontology annotation, molecular function: GTP binding; GTPase activity.